GAAAGUACACAUCGCUAGAAAUUUGCCCCAUCGUCUGGUUACCGAGGUUUUUUCUCGUUUCGUCGUAAAAAUGCUUAAAAAUCGUGUUAUUUAGAGCUUAAAUCGCUAAACUCGAAAUUGAAUGCGUUUUGUGAAAAUCGGGCAAUUGGAAAAACCUCACAAAAAGCAAAAACCGUUUCACCUUAGCUGCAUUUGUAUACAGAGCAGGUGGUGUUGUCUCCCUCUCGCGCCCGCACUGCUCGCUCCUGAUGUGCGAGCGAAACAACAACAAACAAGUUACAAGUUCCAACAAAAUUCCGUCUUCAUUCAAUGCAAAACUGGAGCUAGACUCCAGCAAAGACGACACCAUUCACUCCACAAGCUUGAACAAGAAACUGGUCAAGAUUAAAAAGUUCAAGUUGGACGAUAUGAAGGAGAUGGUGGGCGGCUGUUGCGUUUGUUCGGACGAGCGGGGGUGGCCGGAGAACCCGCUCGUCUACUGUGACGGCCAAAACUGUACGGUGGCAGUGCAUCAGGCAUGCUACGGCAUUGUGACGGUCCCCACGGGUCCCUGGUACUGCCGCAAGUGUGAGUCCCAAGAGCGAACCUCCCGUGUCCGAUGCGAACUAUGUCCCUCGCGGGAUGGAGCCCUCAAGAAGACAGAUAACAGCGGAUGGGCGCACGUAGUCUGUGCCCUAUACAUCCCGGAGGUUCGGUUCGGGAAUGUGACCACCAUGGAGCCUAUCAUAUUAUCGUUAAUACCGCCGGAGCGGUACUCAAAGACUUGUUACAUUUGCCAGGAGAUUGGCAAACCGAAUCGUGCCAAUGUCGGAGCAUGCAUGCAGUGCAACAAAUCCAACUGCAAGCAGCAGUUCCAUGUCACCUGUGCCCAGAGCCUUGGAUUGCUCUGCGAGGAGGCGGGAAACUAUCUGGACAAUGUGAAGUACUGUGGCUAUUGUCAGCACCAUUACAGCAAACUGAAAAAGGGCGGCAACGUCAAAACUAUACCGCCAUAUAAACCCAUUCAACAUGACACCUCUUCUGAUUCGUGUUCGUCGCCCGAGAAGGAGAUCGAUUCCACAAUGAAUUCAGCGGCGACGUCAGCCACAAGCAUUAAAAUCACCAGCAGCAGUGCCAGUGUUGGAGGCAGUAGCAGUGCUUUAAAUGCCAGCUCGAGUGUGGGAAUCUCUGGAGGAAGUGGCAGUGGAAGUGGUGUUUCGUCAUCCUCCAAGCAGCGCAAAAGCAAUGCAUCUAGUAAAUCGUCGAGCAGCAGUAGCAGCAGCUCAUCAUCCUCAACAGGAGGGGCUGUUAACGCAUCCUCGGGUUCUGGGCACUCGGGCAGUGCCAGUAAUUUGACAACUGGGGGAAGUUUACUACCAGGCAGUAGUAGUGCCCUCGGCAAUAUUAGCAGUAAUUUAAGCAAUAACCUGUCAGGAGGCAGCGGAUCAACCAGCAGUGCUGGAAACGUGGCAAGUGGAAGCUCCAGUGGAGCAGCUGCUACCAGCGGUGGAGCUACGCAAUCGAUGGCCAGUCAAUCGUCGGCAGCAGCAGGAACCACCAAAUCGUCGGCCAGCAGUUCUAGCAGUAGUAGCAGCAGCUACAAAGAGAAACAUAGCAAAAGCUUAAGCAAAUCCACUUCCAGUAAGGAUAAGGAUGGAAAAGAUACCGCUAGCAAUUCAACGAAUAAUAAUUUCUCGAAUUCAUCAGCCUCAUCGACAUCUUCCAACUCAUCCUCGACACGAGAGAAGUCCUCAUCAAAGCUUUCGAAGAACAAAGACUCCAUUCAAGUACCAAGUGCCACCAGCAGCACGAGCACAACCAGCAGUAUCAGUACUCAGCCCAGUUCGUCCUCAUCAACAGCUAGCAGUGGAUUGGGUGGAACUGGGACUCAUGUAAGCAGUUCGGCAGGAAGUGGCGUCAACUCUACUGCUUCCACAAGCAACGAGCACUCGAACCAUGCCCAGAAUCUUAGUACAAAUGGAGCGGGGAGUGGAAUUACAGCUGGGAAGCAGCAAUCGGCCAGCAAUCUGAACAAUACGCAUCUCAGUACCAGCAGUUCUGGUUUCGGAUCUGAGCUGAGAUCAGGAAACACAUCCUCAAGCUCGGCUUUGAACGAUUCCUCUGGAUUUGGUAAUAGUUCAAGCUCGGAAAGAGAGAGCUCUGGCGCUGGUUCGUCGGCAAGCAAUCUUUCUGGAGCAAUUGGACCAGUGAUGGGUGGCGUUUCAUCCAGUGCGGCCACUAAUCUAAGCACCAAUAAGGGAAGCUCUUCGUCAUCGGCGCCGAGCAAUCUUACAUCUUCGAACCUUUCCUCUGGAAGCUCCUCCAAUUCCUCAUCAAAAAAACGAAAGGCAGACUCUGCCAAGUCCAGCGGCAAUGCUUCUAUAUCUGGCUCCGCUCUGGACGAUAACAAUAGGUGGGGAACGAGAAUCGCAAAAAAAAGCUUAAUAUCCCGAUAUGAUAUCAAGGAUGUUCAUGUAGCACUGACUCCGCUAACAGACUUCGAGAAGGAAAUCGAGAAGAGCUCCAAGAGGCAACGUACCGAGCUCAGCCCGCCGACCCACCAAACAUCCGCCACCGCAGAAGUAAAUGCACCGCUGGCCAGCUCAACGAGUGCAGCCAUAGCGGUAACAGCUAGUGCUUCAGCGGCCUCAGCCCCACCACCAACGGGCAGCACUACCUCAGGCGGCAGCAGCAGCGGCAAUGCGGGCUCAACGUCUAGCGGCAACAGUUCCGGAGUACCAACGACCGGAGGAACUGCAUCUGUCGUGGGAUCUGGCGGAUAUCCAAAGACAGAGUCAAGCAAGUCGAGUGGCACAACCAGCGGAAGUAGCAGCAGCAAUACCAGCAGCAACAAACACGGCAGCAGCAACAUCAAGGACAUCAGCAGCAGCAGCAAUCAACAGCCGUCAACAGGAAGCAGCAGCAAUGCACCCAGCUUGUAUGUCUCCGUGCCGCUGUCCACGGCCAAUGUACCUGGAAUCAAUCUGCCCACCAGCAGUAAUAGCAGUAAUACCACCAGCGAAUCACAUUCAGCUGGAUCCCGCGGCAGUGGCUCACAAUCGCAGCACCAGCAGCAGAGCAAUUUACCUCAAAUGGGUGGAUCAGCUGGAGCAUUUCAUGGUGGAGCGAGCAGCGGUGGCACCAGCAGUGGCUCCUCGUCGGUCAUUCAGCAUCAGAGCGGCAAGUCCUCUCCGGCCUUGGGCAACCUAGUCAGCGGCAACAGUGGUGGCAGCAUAAUAUCGGCUAGUGGGAUACCACUGUCCAGUGGUAACCUCACUGCCACGACCACGGAGAGCGGCAACUUGAAGAUUAGCUACGAGAAGCAGACCACAAGAGUGCAGCAGUUGCAGGAACAAGAGGCGCCACCGGCAAGACGCAGCAGAUCGCGCUCCGGUGAGAGUGGCGGUAGUCACCAUGCCCACCACCACCACCAUCACCCCACCCACCACAAUAGCCACCAUCAACAAAACACACAGCAGCAGCAACAGUUACACCAACAGCAGCAGCAACAGAACGCGUCAUCGCAACAGCCACAUGUGCUGCAUUCCUCCACCAACUCGUCCUCAUCCUCCUCCACAUCUACCUCCUCGUCCUCUUUGUCUGGUGGUAAUGCCUCAGCUACAUCCUCCUCCAAUUCCAAGGGUCCCUCGAGAUCGGGCAAAAAACGUGGGGCUGCCCAGACCAAGAAUGAGGUGGCCACAACGGCAACACCAGCAGCGGUGGCCACAACACCAGCCGAAAAGCAGAGUCGCCACAGCUCGCCCCACUACAAUGCCACGCCCACCCCUCCACCGUCGUCUGCUGCACCACCACCAGUGGUAUCGUCGCCGGUGGUGAUGUUGCAAUCCCUGUCCUCGUCCUCGGUCGAUUCCCCGCCAGCAACAGCGGUUCCAGUGACUGCCAGUAGUCGCAACACGCGCAACAAUAACAGCAGCAGCAACGCCAAUCACAAUGGCGAGCAGACAUCGUCGUCCUGCUCGUCCACUUCGUCCUCCUCCUCGAGUGGAGGCUCUAGUGGUUUGGCAAAUGUGGUUAAUCUGAUAGACUCGCCGGUAAAUAUGUCAGCUUCGGGAAACUAUCGCGGCAGCAGCAAUUCCACUAGCAAUGUGUUGUCGGCGGGCAACAACAGCAGUCAGGCCAAGCCCUUGAACAAGAAAAUGUUGCGUGCGCAGCAGACCCAGCUGUAUCAACAGCAGCAGCAACAACAACAACAGCAGCAGCAAUAUGCACCCCCCGCUAGAUCCAACUCCCCUACAAAUCUUAGCUCUACCUCAGCUUCCAACUCAGCUAGCUUUUCGCACUUGCAACAACAGCAACAGCCACAGGCACAGCAGCAACACGAAGAUCUAGAGAUUUUGCAAUUCACUAAUACAAAUACCACUCCCUCUUCCAAUACGCCCACAUCGAAACCCAACAACAGAACGCCCGAUCUCAGCACGGCCAGCAAUUCAUCCUCAUCAGCAUCCACAGUGCCCGCGACAACAGCUCCUUUGGCCCUGCUGAGUAAUCAAUUGCCACUUAACUCGCUGGCAAGUGGUGGAUCGAGCGGUGGCCUAAAGUUCACCUAUGAGAGUCAAACGCAGCUGGACGUGCCCAUGUUGCCAGUUAGCGCGAUUAAGGAUUCGCCCCCUAGCUCGCCUGGCUCAGAGAUUGGCUCGUCAAUGCACCCGGCAACGACGGCAGGUUCCCUGACUGCAGCAGCUCAAGCAUCGGCGGCUGCUCAGCCUGGAAAUGUUCGGAAGCGUGGUCGCAAAGCUAAGGACUCGACGAUAGCAGCAACAGCGGCGGCAGCUGCAGCAGCCGCGGCUGCUAUAAGCAAUGCUCAACAGGAUCUCAAGGAUGUGCGCAUACUGCAGAAUGGAGCAGCUAGUGGUUCGAGUAAUCCAGCCAGCAACACACCUACACCUCCUGCAACGCCAGCGGGGUCCUCGACUGCUAGUUCAGCCAGUUCGAUUAUUACGCACACCGCCGCCCAUAUGCUGGGCAACCAGAUCAAUCCCAAUAGCAGCGUGGCCCAGAAGCUGUCCGAGCAGUUGCACAUGGAGGUUCAGGAUCACUCUAUCUACACGCCCGAUUCGAUGAACUCGCAGUACGCCGGAGUUCCGUUCCCCGGCAAGCAGCGUAAUUCAAGUGCUGCUUCCGCCAACGCCACACCAGCUCCAAAUCCGCUGCAGUCAAUGUUCAGUGGAGGUAUGAACGGAAACAUGCCCAUCCCGCAGAGCCUAGAACAACUACUGGAGCGCCAAUGGGAACAAGGUUCACAGUUUCUCAUGGAACAGGCGCAGCACUUUGACAUUGCCUCACUGCUUAAUUGUCUGCAUCAGCUGCAGAGCGAAAACCUCCGGCUGGAGGAGCAUGUAACCAGCCUGAUAGCACGACGGGAUCACUUACUGGCGGUCAAUGCGCGCCUGCAGAUCCCGCUGAACACCAUCGCAAGUAAUGCCAAGGCCGAGGCGCAUGGUAAGUAGAGAAGGCGCCUAUUCUCUAUUGUUCUUGGUGUCGGCACUUGCUCGCUCCCACCACGUGGCACUGGAGGAGCAUCACAUCCCACUUACACAGCCACUGCUCACAGACCAAAUUUUGCGUUUAAUUUUUUGUACUUACUUUUUUUUUUUGGUAUUCGUUGUACAUACAAAUGGAAUUUGAGUCGAGUUCCAUGUCGUAGUCUUAAGUAACUUAUGUUAAGUUAACAACUAAACUGGUUACGAAUGGUCAUCUUUAUAAACGAAGUUUGUACAUAAUAUACACACCCACAUUCGGUCAAUGGAAUUACUGUUUGACAAACAGAAGCAGUGAUGGUAAACAUUUAUUAUUGCAUUUAACGACCACAUGACGACGCGUCACCUCUUCUUUAAAAUACUGAAUGCUUCUCUAUCUUUAUCAUCAGUCCAUCCCCCGAUUAGCUAACUUUACUUUAGUUCAUAUUUUUAAGUUAGUCAUAUGUAUUUACGGAAAAAUACAGAACCUAAUUAUACUUA
Messenger RNA from Drosophila eugracilis, 5957 nucleotides. Its product is annotated as protein AF-10. The record is from RefSeq and is a predicted model, not a curated record. Gene Ontology annotation, biological process: regulation of transcription by RNA polymerase II. Gene Ontology annotation, molecular function: histone binding; nucleosome binding. Bases 249 to 5447 code for a protein of 1732 amino acids. NCBI's taxonomy places the organism in Eukaryota, Metazoa, Arthropoda, Insecta, Diptera, Drosophilidae. Gene Ontology annotation, cellular component: nucleus. The transcript is spliced from 10 exons.